Molecule: messenger RNA, 3442 nt
Organism: Rhincodon typus (whale shark)
Lineage: Eukaryota; Metazoa; Chordata; Chondrichthyes; Orectolobiformes; Rhincodontidae
Product: carboxypeptidase N subunit 2-like
Exons: 2
Coding region: 795-3428 (877 amino acids)
Molecular function (GO): protein binding
Source: RefSeq, a predicted model, not a curated record
UCUCUCCUUCACACACAUACACUCUCCCUCUCUCUCACACACACACACACACACACAUACGCACUCUCUCUCUCUCCUCCUCACACACAAACGCAUUCUCUCUCCUUCACACAUACACUCUCCCUCACACACACACACACACACACGCUCUCUCUGUCUCCCUCACACACAUACACUCUCUCUCUCACACACCCACACCCACACACACACACACAAACACACACACAUACGCACUCUCUCUCUCUCCCUCACACACAACAGGCAAUAGACUGCAUUUUACAGCUCAUACCCUUCACAGUGAGGGGAAGGCGCCAGGGCAUCAGGAAACUGGAAACUGCAACAGAACUCUGUCAUUGCCUUUUUAACUCGGCCAAGGCAUUUUUAUUCAACUGUUAGGUCUCCCAGUCAAUUGGACCUUGGCAAUAUGCUAACACAUCAUGGCCUUUUGACCUCGUUUUUAAGACAAAGACGUAAAAACUAUCUGGAAAGGUGCUGCACUACAUGAACCAAACAGGAAAACCAGUCGAUCCCACCAUAAGAGAAGGGAGAGAAAAAAGAACAACUUUUAACAGCAAAACAUGAAGGUGCAUAGAUUAGAUUGUGAUAUCUUUAGUUGCCAAUGAGUUUAUCAAACUAAGGGGUGUGGCAGCAUACGUUGCAAAUGAAGUGAACAACCUCAUCACGAGUUUUCAGGCAGAGGAUGAUAUACUCUUACUUUCUCAAUCGUGUGGAUCGUAAUUGUAACAAUGCCAUUUGAAUCAUUUACUUAAGCACAUUCCUCAGUAACAAGGAAAAUGACUUGGAUACAGUUCUUGAGCUUUCUAUUCUUUACUGAACUGUGUGGUUUGGCCAAUUCCACUUCUAAGUGUGACUUUCAUUCAGGUGUCUUGUUCUGUAGUGGGAAAUUCAUAACUGAAAUUCCAGCAAUUAUACCAUCAAAUACAACUCGUUUAACGUUUUUGACCACCAACAUUUCUAUAGUAAGAGCUGGAGACCUUCAGAAUUAUUCAGCUUCACUAACAAUGCUUGCAUUUAAUGAGAAUUGUAUACGUAAAAUAGAAAUUGGAGCUCUGGAUGGUCUCACUAACCUGACCCACCUUGAGAUAACAGGUAAUCCAUUGAAAAGAUUGAGCAAUGAAAUUUUUGACCACCUUCUGCUAAUGGAAAACCUCUACCUGUCUGAAAACAAGAUCAAUAUCCUGGAUAAUGGAUUAUUUGAUAAGCUUGCCAAUUUGGUUGAGCUGCGGUUGUUUGAUAAUGAAAUAGAAGUCCUUCCUGAUCAGAUAUUUGACAAACUUACACAGCUUAAAACACUGCAGUUGGCUAAAAAUCAGAUAAGCAAUCUUCCUUGGGGAAUAUUUGAUAAACUUUCCAAACUCAAAUCCCUCAAACUUUACCAAAAUCAGAUCACUGAUCUCCAGGAAGGUAUUUUUGAUAACCUUCCUGAAUUAGUGGAACUUUCUUUGGGAAAUAAUAAUGUGACACAUCUCCCACCUGGAAUCUUUUCCAAACUGCUUAACUUACAGAAACUAUAUUUGAACAACAACCAAAUCACAGAGCUUCCACCUGGUCUUUUACGUAAUUUGACUAAAAUAUCUAAAUUGAAACUCGAUUCUAACAUGCUCUCAAAUCUUCCUACUGGUUUAUUUGGAUUAACACCAAAUCUUAUUGAACUUUCACUGACUAAAAACAAACUAAUCACUAUUCCUGAUGAUAUGUUCAGUAAACUGCCUAAUUUGAAAACUCUGAUAUUGAGCGAGAACCAGAUUACUCAUCUUCCAAAGAAAGCUUUCAAUGGCCUUGAGAAAUUAACUCAACUUGACCUGAAAAAAAAUCAACUGGUUACCUUAGACAAAGACAUUUUUAAAAACUUACACAAUUUGAGAAAGCUUGACCUUAAUUUAAAUCAAUUAUCUAAUAUACCUCAUGGAAUAUUUGAUAAUUUGGGAAAUCUGGCUUCAUCUGGACUCAGCCUGUUGGGUAAUUCUUUGGUAUGUGACUGUCACUUAUUGUACUUUAGAAAUUGGUUGAAGUCUCAUGCAAAGAAAGUAAAAUCAUAUACUGCGAUGCAGUGUUUUAUGCCUGGUAGUUGUCUUGCAAGUAAUAUUCACUCUUUAAGGGAAGAAGAACUGAUCUGCUUACCUACAACAGAGAAAAGCACCACUGCAGAAAUUUCAACUUCUACCACAGCCAUGUUGACAUCUACUGAUAUUAGCACAAUUACUACGGAACUAACGACAGAACAGCUCAGCACCAGAGAAAUUUCAACUUCUAGUGUGACCACUCGGGUAUCUACCCCCAUUUCCACAAUAACAACAGGGUUCACAACAGAGCAAAGCAGUACUUUAGUGGCAUCAACUGCAUCCAUGACAACAUCAUCAGCCUCCACUAGCAUGACAACUGAAUUAUUAACAGAAGUAUUAACGACCACAGAGGUUCCAGUCCCAGCAGUGACUCCAUUAUUAUCAACGUCUUAUGCAACUACAUCAGAACAGACAACAACUCCAGAAAUUUCAACUUCUUCUGUUACUACUUAUGUAUCUACUCCAAUUUCCACAAUAACAACAGUGAUCACAACAGAACAGAGCAGCACUUUGGUGACAUCUACUUCAUCCAUGACGACAUCAACAGCUCUUAAUAUCAUCACAAGUGAAUCAACAACACAACUAUUAACUUCUGCAGAGAUUCCAACUCCAACUGUGACUCCAUUUCUAUUGACCCCCUUUACUACAACAACAGCAACAACAACAAAACUGACCACGACUCCAGAAAUUUCAACUACUGUCGAGACUACAUUAUUUUCUAGUCCCAGUAUUGCAAUAACAACGGAACAGAGCACUACUCCAGAAAUUAUAACUUCUGCUACAGCAAGUGUGAGUACAGCCACAACAAUGAUUUUUACUACUACCAGCAUAACAUCCAAGCUAUCGCCAUCUUUUCUGGUUCUUAUUCCUUGGUCAUCCACAGUACCCUGGAGCACAUCACUGGAGACUGAGAUUAAACAGGAAGUGGGUUCACCUACCAAUCCUACUGUGGAUACAACACACCAGUCCACAUUAGUUCCACAGGUAGAAACAUCUACCAUAUCAACCCCAACAACUCUUACUACAUACACUCCAGGAAGUCCAACUGGCAAUGAGUCAAUGCAGCCAAGAAAUACAUCAAAUUCACUUUUCAGUUUGACUCCCACCCAGGCAUUUGUUGGUAAAAGUGCAAUCCCACUGCCUUUUGCAAGAGAAACAAUGGUUUCCAAUGAAAGAGGAACAUGCAGGUUAAUAGCAUCAUUAUAUCUAACACUACUACUGUUUCAAAUAAUCUUCACAUCCAUUCUUCUGUGGUUUGUAUAUAACAUUUACAAUUCACUUUUCCAUGGAAUGACAAAUAGGAUUUCAAUUAGAUUAAUUAAGUUUCAAGAAAACAAUAAAUAAUUUAACGACAAAAA